Messenger RNA from Caenorhabditis angaria, 1375 nucleotides. NCBI's taxonomy places the organism in Eukaryota, Metazoa, Nematoda, Chromadorea, Rhabditida, Rhabditidae. The record is from the annotation of a GenBank genome assembly.
AUGGAAAGCGAAUUGAACAUGGUAUUUAUUUCCAUUUUUCCAAUUUUAAAGGGAAAUUUUUAGACUUCUUCAUCGUCUGUCAACAAUGAUCACUCAUUCGAACUUAUGGAAGCACUACCGGCAUUUCAACACGCGGAUAUUACUCACGCUGGUCUCAAACAAGUGAGUUAUUAUCAAUUUUCGUUGUUAUUUCUGAACCUUCAUGGUUUUCAGCUCGGUGACAAUACAGGCAUGGAACAUUUGAGUGCCGGUUCGUUCUUAUCUCCAGCGUUCCCGGUGGAAGGCGUUAUUUUCGGACCUAAUAAUCGAUUGAUGGUGUGUCUCAAUUGUUGCCAUGCCGAGAAGCCUGAUGCGCCAAUCGUCAAAGUCUGGUUUUUGGUUGACCCUGCAUCGAAUUGCACGUUUCUCGACGAGAAGACUAUCAGCAAGCUGACCGGAACUGACGACAUUCCAUCGGCCAUUCACGUCUCUAUUCAGGUUCAGUUUUGUACUCUUAAUUAUAGGUUCAAAUUUCUGAUUUCAGGAUCAGAACUCUGUGAUCGACUGUAAUGUUUCCCAAAACCACUUCAAGGAAGCAAAUGUCUUGGGAAUGUUGGCAAUGCGAACAUUGAACUUGACGAUCGAAAACAUGAAUUGGACUUCAGAUACUUGGCGUCUUGCGACUUCGUGAGUUAAUCACAAAUCGUAAUUUUAAUUGAAAACUUAUUAUGUAUUUUCAGACCGAAGAUCGAACCUUUGCCGAAAAAUGUUACCAGUGAAACACUUGAUUAUGAAACCCCUGAAAGAAUUCGAACAUUGCACAAGUUGGUAAGUAAAUUACAAAAAAAGGUGAAAAUAAAUGAAUAUAUUCAAUUUUCAGGUUAUGCUUUAUGCAUCGCAAGGUCGUUAUGAAGUUGCUGUUCCAUUGUGCAAACAAGCACUAGAAACUCUUGAAGAACAAAGUGGACACGAUCAUCCAGAUGUUGCUACAAUGCUCAAUAUUCUUGCACUUGUUUAUCGUGAUCAAAACAAGUAUAAAGAAGCAGCAAAUCUUUUGAAUGAAGCCUUGACAAUUCGCGAGAAAUGUCUUGGAGAAAGUCAUCCUGCAGUUACAGCAACUUUGAACAAUUUGGCAGUUUUAUUCGGAAAACGUGGAAAAUUCGAAGAUGCUGAAUCAUUGUGCAAAAGAGCUCUUGAAAUUCGGGAAAAAUUUUUGGGAGAAGAUCAUCCGGAUGUUGCGAAACAUCUCAACAAUUUAGCUCUUCUCUGUGAAAAGCAAGGAAAAUACGAAGAAGUUGAGAAAUAUAAGAAACGAGCAUUGGAAAUUUACGAAAGUAAAUCUGGUCCAGAUGAUUCGAAUGUUGCGAACACAGAAAAUAAUUUGGUUUCGGCUUGA